GUCGAACUCAUCGUAUCAAUCAUCGCGCUCGCGAAGUGUCAGCUGACAAUCGUUCAGUCGUCCUUGGUGGGCUCUAUCCUGAGCAAUCUCUUGCUGGUACUGGGCAUGUGUUUCUUUGCCGGUGGUCUCCGCUUCUCGGAACAGGGGUUUGGUCAAAGUGCUGUGCAACUUAAUUUAUCAUUGCUGACCAUUAGCGUGAUUGCUGUUCUGUUACCUGGGGCUUUUCACAUGGCUCUUCAGGGUCAACCAGAAUAUGACGAAUUGUCAACCGAUUCAAACAUAUUGAAAACUAGUCAUGGCGUUGCAAUCAUUCUCCUUCUCAUCUACGCCUCAUAUCUGGUUUUCCAGUUAUUUUCGCACAAAGCCCUCUACGCUGAUGAUAACGAAAAUAUGCAACCAACCAAGGCGUACGCAGGCCAGAAACCAUUUCGGUUGCACAGGAGACGUAGGAUCAUCACGGACGGCGAAAAUGUGUCUUCCCCAAGUUCGACACAUGACAGAGAGGCAGCCGCAACGUUUGCAGACGCCAACCCUGACGUGGAACCUGGGACUUAUUCCAUAGCAUCAGUGGAGAUUGAGAUUCAACCACUGAUGAACAUCGCUGUGUGCAUUUGGCUUUUGGCUGUCGUAGCUGUGUUGACUACUGUUACUGCAGUGUUCCUCAUUGACUCGAUUGAUGGCUUGACUUCAUCUGGGUCGAUCAACAAGGAGUUCGUUGGUAUUAUUUUGCUCCCGAUCGUUGGUCACGCAGCGGACCACGUCAUUGAAGUUACGGUAUCCGUCAAGGAUAAAUUGACUUUAAGUUUGGGCGUUGCUGUGGGUUCGAGUAUUCAAAUCGCGCUCUUUGUGAUUCCAUUCAUCGUGACACUUGGUUGGAUUAUGAACAAGCCAUUGACACUUCUCUUUGACCCUCUGGAAUCCAUUGUCAUGUUUCUCUCCGGUGCGUGGAUGGAUGGAUGCGGGAGAACGUGCUAAUUGGAAGGAGAAAAUAGUUCUUACUGUCAAUUAUGUCGUGCAGGAUGGCAAGUCAAAUUGGCUGGAAGGAAUGAUCCUCAUGUGUAAGUUGCUGUAGCAUUUUUGG
This is a messenger RNA of Suillus discolor, 1081 nucleotides long. RefSeq lists its product as uncharacterized. Gene Ontology annotation, biological process: calcium ion transmembrane transport; intracellular calcium ion homeostasis. Lineage: Eukaryota; Fungi; Basidiomycota; Agaricomycetes; Boletales; Suillaceae. The record is from RefSeq and is a predicted model, not a curated record. Gene Ontology annotation, molecular function: calcium:proton antiporter activity. The transcript has 10 exons. Bases 106 to 975 code for a protein of 289 amino acids. Gene Ontology annotation, cellular component: fungal-type vacuole membrane.